This is a messenger RNA of Brassicogethes aeneus, 1682 nucleotides long. The record is from the annotation of a GenBank genome assembly. Lineage: Eukaryota; Metazoa; Arthropoda; Insecta; Coleoptera; Nitidulidae.
GCAAACUUUGUGAUAAAAACAGCUUUCAUAUUACGCCGCUAGAUGGCAGCGCUGAAAGCCGCUUUGAGCAACUAUUAUCUGUACGUUUGGCAACUAGGGCUGAUACACAAUUGCCCGAAGCAGCGUUCACAAUCAUUAACAUUAGCCUCAGCGCGAAAGACGACCAUCUAACAUUAGAAACAAAACAAAGCUUAAUGAGAUCGGCUGAACAAGGCUUUGCCUUUACGCUCGCGUGGAUCCCGGGACACUCUGGGAUACAAGGCAACGAGACUGCGGACUGGCUUGCUAACUUUGGCCGCUCAUUAACACACUCCCAAAACGAGAAAAUUACCUCUGCAGACUUAGAACCGACAAUUAAAACAAUGAUCGCGACAGAAAACAAUCUAGAAUGGAGUGAGAUUUGUAAUAAAGGUAAAUGGUAUAAAGAAAUCAUCGAAAACUUUCCAAAACAACGUCUUAUAAACGAAUUUGGCUACCUAAUAAAACGUCAUUUCACAAUAAUAGCUAGGCUCCGAGCAGGGCAGUGCAAAACGAGGGCCCACCUUCACAGGAUGGGACUCACCGAGGACCCAUACUGUGAAUGUGGACAAAUCGACAGCAUUACACACUGUAUAUUAGAAUGCCCCAUUAAUAACAGUAAUAAAUUAUACACAGACCUUACAAGAUCCGGCAUAACAACGCCGGCCAGAAUGACCACAAUUUUAAAGGAAAUCAAUUCUACAAAUGUUAAACAAAUUAUCAAAUUCAUUGAGACCAACAAUAUAAUUGUGUGAGCUUAGCUUAUGUAGUGAAACGUGCCUUAGUAGAUGUAGAAAGGCAAUAAUAGUAUGGGCUGAGGGAUAAAUGUCUGUUGGCAGUAGAGGGAACCUCUUUAACCUUUGUUUUGCUUGGUUUGUUUUUCCCUACUAACUUUAAUAAAGAUUAAUUAAAGCAUGCAUGCGCAAAGAAAAAAUUAUAAAAAUGGUACUAAUUAACUAAACUGUUUUUUUUUUCUUUUUUUUUGUCACUUAACCUUUGCUCGUAUUGGGGUUAAUUUUUGUAUACGUCAUUCAAGGAAUACUAACAGUACACACUGUAUAACCCAACCAAAAAUCCUAAACCCAAUUACAAAAAAAAGGAGCAAUACACCAAACCAACAACAACAAACUAGAGGAUGGGUCUACCCAGGCAUUCCUAACGGAAUCCUCUAGUGGACUUAGCACAAAAAGGAAUGAGCUGGCCAAAUAGUCUACAGACUAAAGGCCAACAGCGCUAUCCUGAAUGAAGUAAGGAUAGCAGUAACGAAGAAGAAGAAGAAGCGUUCACAAUCAAACGGGAACAAACAGGGAUUUUAGCGUUUAUUCUUAUUCUAUGAUCUAUAAUGAUUUUUUGAAUGCAUAUUUUGUAAACAUAAUGUUACCUGGGAUUAAAAUGAAUUAAAACUAUUAAUUUUUCAUCAAAAUAACAUUUUUAUGAAAUAUAAAUAACAGUGUGUAAUAAUCCUCCAAUUCCAAUUGUUUGAUUCGUAAUACUUCCAAGUCGUUGCUUAAAAGCAUUUGGGAAAUUGAUUCAAAACACAUCAGCAAUUCAUUAAAAAAGUCGUCAAUUGAACAAAACUCCAUAACUUUUAAAUUACCUUUUUGAUUGAUUGUGAAACGCUAACGCUGCUUCGGGCAAUUGUGUAUCAGCACUAGUUGUCAAAC